Messenger RNA from Aureobasidium vineae, 3399 nucleotides. The record is from the annotation of a GenBank genome assembly. NCBI's taxonomy places the organism in Eukaryota, Fungi, Ascomycota, Dothideomycetes, Dothideales, Saccotheciaceae.
AUGCCUGUCGUGCCGCCCGAGAAGCUCAUCAAGCUUCAGCAUGCCGCCGAUGGCAUUCGAAACAUUUGCAUUCUCGCCCACGUCGACCAUGGCAAGACGUCGCUAUCGGAUGCCCUCAUCGCCACAAAUGGAAUCAUCUCACCAAAGCUGGCUGGUAGGAUCCGCUACCUCGACUCGCGCCCCGAUGAACAGCUCAGAGGAAUCACCAUGGAGUCUUCGGCCAUCUCCUUGUACUUUUCGCUGUUGAAACGCUCUCAGCCAGACACCCAACCCGAGCAGAAAGAAUACCUUAUCAACCUCAUAGACUCUCCCGGCCACAUAGACUUCAGCAGUGAGGUGUCCACUGCUUCGAGACUGUGCGAUGGUGCUGUUGUGCUGGUAGACGCCAUCGAGGGUGUCUGUAGUCAAACUGUCACCGUCUUGCGACAAUGUUGGAACGAGAAGCUCAAGCCUUUGCUUGUCAUCAACAAGAUGGAUCGUCUGAUCACCGAAUGGAAGAUGGGUCCUCACGAGGCCUACAUACACUUGAACAAGACCAUCGAGCAAGUGAACGCUGUCAUGGGUAGCUUUUUCCAAGGUGAGCGUAUGGAGGACGACUUGCGCUGGCGCGAGAGGGUCGAAGAGCGUGUGAGCGCAAAGUCCACAAAGGACACUGUCGUCGAUGAUGAUUCGAAUCUCUCCACCUCUGAUGUCCCUGCCGAAUAUGAGGAGAAGAGUGACGAGCACAUUUACUUUGCUCCCGAGAACAACAAUGUCAUCUUUAGUAGUGCCAUCGACGGAUGGGCUUUUACUCCUCGCCAGUUCGCUGCUAUUUACGACAAGAAACUUGGUAUGAAGCGCGAGAUUCUGGAGAAGACCCUCUGGGGCGACUUCUACCUUGAUCCCAAGACUAAACGUGUGCUUGGAAGCAAGCACUUGAAGGGCAGAAACUUGAAGCCCAUGUUUGUCCAGCUGGUUCUCGAGCCCAUCUGGGCCGUCUAUGAAGCCACCACUGGCGGAGAUCACGGAAAGNNGGGUAUGUUGCUAUACCUGUCUAUUCACUAUGCGAGUCCAUCGACUAACCUGACCAGUGACCCGGCUCUCCUCGAGAAGAUCACAAAGUCCUUGAACCUUACCAUUCCCCAACACAUCAAGCGCUCACGCGACCCUCGUGCCUUACUAACAACAGUCUUUGCAAGUUGGCUCCCCCUAUCUACAGCUCUUCUCGUGUCGGUAAUCGAACAUUUGCCUUCUCCUGUCAAUGCUCAAGCAGCUCGUAUUCCACCUCUUCUUGAGGCGUCACCGGGCGCUGAUCAUAUCGAUCCAAAGGUAACUACUGCCAUGACAGAAUCUAGAAAAUCGACAGAGGAACCUGUUGUCGCGUAUGUCAGCAAGAUGGUAUCAGUGCCCGAGAGUGAACUUCCCAUCAACAAGCGACGUGGUGGUGCACUCACUGCAGAGGAAGCUCGCGAAUUGGGUCGCAAGAAGAGAGCCGAAAUUGCCAAGGCACAAGCCCUUGCGAAUGGCGAGAAUGCAGAUGUCGACGAUAUGGCCGACGCUCUUAGCACAGUGGCUAUUGGGGAGGAUGAUGACACCGACUCCGCGCCCCAAGGUGAAGAAGCAGAGCAAGAAGACAAAGAACAUCUCAUCGGUUUUGCACGUCUGUAUUCUGGCACCUUGACUGUCGGUCAGGAGGUCUAUGUCCUUCCGCCCAAGUUUACUCCCGCCAACCCGAGAGCCGCUCCCGAGCCCAAAAAGGUCACAAUCACUGCUUUGUAUCUUCUCAUGGGUCGCAGUUUGGAGGCUCUCAACUCUGUUCCUGCAGGCUCCGUUGUCGGUAUCGGUGGUCUUGAGGGUGCUAUCCUGAAGUCGGGCACUCUCUGUUCUCAGCUCGAAGGCGCACCCAAUCUCUCGUCAUCGUCCGCCAUCAGCACUAACGCUCCCAUUGUCCGCGUUGCAGUCGAGCCCGCGUGGCCGGCAGACUUGGACAAGAUGGUCAAGGGUCUACGUCUGCUCGAACAGGCCGACCCUGCAGUCUUGUACGAACAACUCGAGAGUGGUGAGCACGUUAUUCUCACUGCUGGUGAGUUACAUCUGGAACGUUGCUUGAAGGAUCUACGUGAACGUUUCGCCAAAUGCGACGUUCAAGCUGGAGAAGUCAUUGUGCCCUACAGAGAAGGCAUCACCAACUAUGUCGCCUCGUCGACGACGGAAAACAGAGAAGAAAUGAACCCGCCCAAAUAUCCUGAGCUAGGAAGAGGUAGAGUCGACGUUGUUACCACUAGUAAGCAGAUUACAGUGCGUCUGAGUGUACGACCUCUACCUGAAACAGUCACGCACUUCCUCGUCAAGAACACGGCUGCAGUCAAGAGGCUGUAUUCCGAGAAGAAGGCAGUGCAACAAGAUACACCUGUUGUUACCGAGGAUGCCGAGGGACAUGAAACUGAACAUGAAGCCGGCAAUGAUGUCGGCACUGUCGAGUUAGGUCGAACACUGUCCAUGGAUGAAUUCAAGGCUCAACUAAGUUCAGCAUUUGCUGAAAUCAAGGGUGAGAGCGAGAUCUGGCAGGAUGCAGUCGAAAAGAUCACAGCGUUCGGACCUCGCAGGGUAGGGCCCAAUGUUCUGAUCGAUGCCACGCAAGGAGGUAUCUGCGGCAGNAUUGUAAGUGUUGAACCAGACUCCGUCAUGGGACCAGAAAUGCUAACAAUGUAUAGCCUACGCGAUGUGCAAGAGGACAACAACGACACCAACGACGGAGAUGUCCGACCAGACCAACUACGCGCUCAAGACUUUGUCGACAAAAUUACCUACGCCUUCCAGCUAGCCACAAACCAAGGCCCUCUCUGCAACGAACCCAUGCAAGGCGUCGCAGUCUUCAUCGAAGACAUCACCAUCAACAAGACCGACGACGAGCAACAAAAUAUGGGCCGUCUAACCGGCGAAGUCAUCAAAUCCACUCGCGACAGCAUCCGCAAUGGUUUCCUGGACUGGUCACCCCGUCUCCUUCUCGCCAUGUACAGUUGCGAAAUCCAAGCGUCAGCAGAAGUCCUAGGUCGCGUCUACGCAGUCAUAACCCGCCGCCGUGGCCACAUCAUCUCUGAAUCCCUCCUCGAACCCUCUCCAAACUUUACUAUUGUAGCUCUAUUGCCAGUAGCAGAAAGUUUUGGCUUUUCGGACGAAAUUCGCAAACGCACUUCUGGUGCCGCUAGCCCUCAGUUGGUGUUUGAAGGCUUUGAGAUGCUGGAUGAAGAUCCCUUCUGGGUUCCUAGGACUGAAGAGGAAAUUGAGGAUUUGGGAGAAAAGGGUGAUAGAGAAAAUGUUGCUAAACGAUACGUCGACACGGUUCGAGAGCGCAAAGGGCUGUUUGUGCAGAGGAAGGUUGUUGAGCAUGGAGAGAAGCAAAAGACACUGAAGCGGUAG